Molecule: messenger RNA, 1037 nt
Organism: Solanum lycopersicum (tomato)
Lineage: Eukaryota; Viridiplantae; Streptophyta; Magnoliopsida; Solanales; Solanaceae
Product: protein RGF1 INDUCIBLE TRANSCRIPTION FACTOR 1-like
Source: RefSeq, a predicted model, not a curated record
CAAAAUGUUGUGUGUAUGUACCCAAUGAAUAAUUAAUUAAUAUAUUUUCCAUUUUCUCUGAUGUCUUGUGAUUCUCCUUAAAUACACAAUAUCAUUAGUUCCAUACUAUAGUUCCCCUCUUUCUCCAAUCAAACCUUAGAUAUUCAUGUCCAUUGGUCUAAGUGCUUUGAGUAUUAAAUAACGACAGAUUCAGAAUUUAAAGUUUUUGGAUUUCUACGACUAUCUUGAGAGAAUAAUUGUUUAUGUGAUUAUGGGAAUUCAAAAGCCAUCAUGGUUGAAGGCUCUUUAUGUGGAGAAAUUCUUUGUGCCAUGUUCAAUUCAUGAAAGUGCAAAGAAGAAUGAGAAGAAUGUUUGUUGUUUGGAUUGUAAUAUUAGUAUUUGUCCUCAUUGUGUCACUUCUCAUCGUGUCCAUAGAUUGCUUCAAAUUAGACGCUAUGUAUAUCAUGAGGUUGUUCGAUUAGAAGAUAUAGAAAACCUUAUUGAUUGCUCCAAUAUCCAGGCAUAUACAAUAAACAAUGCUAAAGUGGUUUUUAUCAAGAAGAGGCCUCAAAAUAGGCAAUUCAAAGGAGGAAACUAUUGCACUUCUUGUGAUAGGAGUCUUCAAGAACCAUUUAUUCAUUGCUCUCUUGGAUGCAAGGUAGAUUUUGUGCUAAAGCACCACAAGGACCUUUCCCCAUUUCUAAGAAGAUGCACAAUUCUACAACUUAGUUCUGACUUCUUUAUCCCUCAAGAUAUGGGUGACGAUGACAUGGCCAUCGACACAGCUCAUUCAACGAUCGUGGACAAUGACGAGCCAUGGAGCUCAUCAUCGUCCACGGGCUCGGGAUCAGAAAACAUGAGUUUUCCAUGCACUGAGUUUGUAAGGAAGAAGAGAAGUGGAAUGCAUGUUUGUGGAAGAUCAGCUAAUAAUUGUAACAACAUAACAGAAGAAGAUAUGGCUACUAGUAUAAGUAGAAGAAAAGGCAUUCCUCAAAGAUCUCCAUUAUGUUAGAAUACUAAUUAGUUGUGUUUUCAAACAUUAAUUUGUUUUAACAAUU